This is a messenger RNA of Vicia villosa (hairy vetch), 672 nucleotides long. RefSeq lists its product as uncharacterized. The record is from RefSeq and is a predicted model, not a curated record. Gene Ontology annotation, cellular component: cytoplasm; nucleus. The transcript has a single exon. Lineage: Eukaryota; Viridiplantae; Streptophyta; Magnoliopsida; Fabales; Fabaceae. Bases 1 to 672 code for a protein of 223 amino acids. Gene Ontology annotation, molecular function: nucleic acid binding; 3'-5' exonuclease activity.
AUGUACUGGGGUAUUGGGAACUCAGGUCAUGUCGAGGCGUUUAACCGUAAUUAUUUUGAGGUGUUUAACCUGAACGGUGUCUCUGUCAAGACCAUGGUUACCGAUAGGCGGGAGGUGGUUGAUGAUCAUAUAUCGCGUUUUUUGGGAACAACUUAUUCCAGGACAAAGGUUUUCGGAUUUGACGCCGACUGGACUACUCAUAAUCCUGAUACCUUGUCGUCGAGUUGCGCUGCUGUGCACAUCUGUGAUGAAACUUCGUGUCUUAUAAUUAUGAUAAGUCAUGUUGUUCCACAAUCACUUGUUAAUUUUCUUCGCCAUCCGAAUUAUAUCUUUGUAGGUUUCGGUAUCAAUGAUAAUGUAGCUAAGUUGGAGAAGAAUUAUGGGUUUGGAUGCAGAAAUGCUGUGGAGCUUGGACCGCUGGCUGCUACAAUCAUAAAGAGUUCUCGUUUGAGUUAUUGCGGUGUUGAUGAACUAGCUAGGGUGGUUAAUGGGUGUGAUCUUUCGAACAAUAGGUCUUCGAGCAUUGGCUUUCAGUGGGAUAAGAUGGAUGAUAUCAAAGAGCUUGCUAAACUUGUUACUAUUAAUGUUUAUUCUUAUCACAUGAUUGGGACUAAACUACUGCUUUGUUUACUUGUUUUAGUUGGAUUUAAUAAUUCAUAUUUUGUUGGCUAA